AUGGCGAGCACUGAGGCGAACAACCUCACCAUCCUCGACCUUCCUGUCGACAUCCUGAGCCUCAUCCUCCAGCCCCUUGUGACGAGCGAGACGCCGAUACAGCUCUGCCCAUGCACACUGUCGCCCAUCAACCCGGUGUCGGUCCUGCUCUCGCACCCAGCACUGCACGCCAUCGCGACACCGCUGCUGUAUGCGAGCAACGAGUUCGUGCUCGAUGUGACGGGUCCUCAUGCGCAGCACAUCCGCAGGGAACUGCUCAAGACACCCGGAUCCGAUGAGCGGCUCCCCGGCCGGGCGGUUCUGCUGUCGACCCCAGACGCGUUGCGCAGGGUGGCGAGAAUGCAGGUGCGGAUAGACCGGCUGAGGGGUUGGGUGGGGGCCGGAGUGGUACCGCUGCUGGCAGAGCUGGCGGUUCAAGGAGGGCUCGACCACCUCACGGUGUGGGUGCGAACGCCCGGGGAGCGGAGGGCGCAAGUGCAGGUGGCCCCGAGAAGAAAGGUGCCCGGAGAGGAGGGGACGGACCUGGACAUGUUUGCCCGGCCACCGCUGGAGGGGCUACUGAGGGUAUUGGCGGACCCGUACCUACUGUCUGCGCGGCUGUGGGUAGACGCGCGGCACGCAAAGGCGUGGUGCCGGUUCCACGCCGGAGGAUGCGGCGCCGCGGUGGAGGGUUGGACCGGAGGUGGAGCCCGGGAGCCGGCGGAUGCAGUGGAGAUUGACUGGCGGCAGGUUCUCCGGGUGGUGGAUCCGGAGAGGAAGGAUAUCGCUGUGGCAGUCAAGACAGAACGAAGAUGGUAA
Molecule: messenger RNA, 798 nt
Organism: Fusarium keratoplasticum
Lineage: Eukaryota; Fungi; Ascomycota; Sordariomycetes; Hypocreales; Nectriaceae
Exons: 1
Coding region: 1-798 (265 amino acids)
Source: RefSeq, a predicted model, not a curated record